Messenger RNA from Candidula unifasciata, 1080 nucleotides. NCBI's taxonomy places the organism in Eukaryota, Metazoa, Mollusca, Gastropoda, Stylommatophora, Geomitridae. The record is from the annotation of a GenBank genome assembly.
AUGUUAUCUCGGUUCAAAGCAUGUCUCGUUGGAGCAGUUGUUGGUGAUUGUAUAGGAUCUAAUUUUGAAGGCUUGCUCGCUGUGAAACUAAGUGAUGUGGUGAACAGUGUUUUGAAACUGGAAGAAUGUAAUCAGCAAGCACAAGAAAAAGAAGAAGCUGGGCCCUCGCCGAAAUAUUUCUACACAGAUGACACAGCCAUGGCUCGCAGUGUAGCAGCUUCUUUGCUGGACAAGAAGCACUUUGAUGCUAGAGAUAUGGCAGACAGAUUUGCCACUGAGUAUUUCAAUGAUCCUGACCGGGGUUAUGGUGGAAGUGUUGUAACUGUAUUUGAAAACCUCAAAGACCCAGAUCUGAUAGAUGUGUUUAGGCCAGCCAGCAUGCAGUUUGGAGGAAGAGGCUCUUUUGGCAAUGGUGGGGCCAUGAGGAUAGCACCGGCAGCCUUGUUUGCUUUCCAUGAUAAUGACUUGGCAAAACUGAAGGUCCUUGUGUCAUCCAUCACAAGAAUAACACAUACUCAUCAUCUUGCCAUCAAUGGAGCUAUACUGCAGGCAUUUGCUGUGGAUCAGAGCCUGCGGCAGCAACAACAACCUGUUGAUGCUGAUGAAUUCAUUGAUUCCCUCAUUUCCAAGAUGAAACCAGUAGAAGAAGAAUCGAGUGCAGGCAAAACUCCAGCAGACAACACAAGAGAAAAGAAAGAUGGUCAUCCAACACCAUACUGUUACAAGUUGUUGAAGAUCAAAGAACUUCUCAAAAACAGGGACUUACACGUGGAGGAUGUUGUGAAUGAGCUAGGAAAUGAUGUCUCAGCAUUUGGCUCUGUCCCAGCUGCAGUCUUCUCAUUUUUAAAAGCAGCUACACAGAAUAUUCCAGAAUUAAAUGGCAGAAAUAAGUUUGAACAGACAGUCUUAUAUGCCAUUGGUCUUGGAGGUGACACUGAUACUAUAGCUACAAUGGCAGCAGCCAUUGCUGGGGCUCUGUAUGGGAUGGAGCAGAUUCCUAAAGCCUGGCAAAUCUACUGUGAGGGGGUGGAGGAUGCUGAAAGGGCAGCAGAAGAACUGUUUAAACUUGGGAGUUUAUGA